Torulaspora delbrueckii is the source of this 4530-nucleotide messenger RNA. It is a transcript of the gene PDR5, whose product is annotated as ATP-binding cassette multidrug transporter PDR5. Gene Ontology annotation, biological process: xenobiotic detoxification by transmembrane export across the plasma membrane. The transcript has a single exon. Bases 1 to 4530 code for a protein of 1509 amino acids. Gene Ontology annotation, cellular component: membrane. Lineage: Eukaryota; Fungi; Ascomycota; Saccharomycetes; Saccharomycetales; Saccharomycetaceae. Gene Ontology annotation, molecular function: ATP binding; ABC-type transporter activity; ATP hydrolysis activity. The record is from RefSeq and is a predicted model, not a curated record.
AUGAGUGUUGAAGAAGCGAAUGAUACGUCUUCUGCUUCAUCGAGUGUUCCCGCGUACCAUGGGUUUGACUCUAAAGCGCAGGAGCAUGUUAAGCAGCUUGCUCGCACGUUGAGUCAACAGAGUGGGAUCGAUGUCAAUGAUGGAAAAGAUGAGGAUCGUGCUGCGGACGGGAAUAUGGCUGACCGGUAUUCUAUCUUCUCGAAUAUGUCGAAGUCUGGUGUGAAUCCCGUUUUUGACUCCGAGGAUGGACAUUAUGAUGAGAGAUUGGAUCCUACUUCAGAUCAAUUUGUGAGUGCAGCUUGGAUUAAGAAUAUGUCGUAUUUGGCCCUGGCUGAUCCCGAUUAUUACAAACCUUAUUCUUUGGACUGUUGUUGGAAAGAUUUGAGUGCUUCUGGUGCUUCUGCGGAUGUUGCGUAUCAGUCUACCAUUAUGAAUUUGCCUCGUAAAGUUGUAAGCUCUGUUUGGAGGUCAAUUGUUCCUGCAAAGGAAGCUAAUACGUUCCAAAUUUUGAAACCAAUGGAUGGUAUCAUCAACCCUGGUGAAUUACUUGUUGUGCUGGGAAGACCAGGUUCUGGUUGUACUACGCUUUUAAAAUCGAUUUCUGCGAAUACUCACGGGUUUAAGGUCGGUAAGGAAUCUCACAUUGCUUACAAAGGUCUUUCGCCCGCAGAUAUUAACAAACAUUUCCGUGGUGAAGUUGUUUACAACGCAGAAGCAGAUAUCCAUUUACCACAUUUGACAGUGUACCAGACGUUGUUGACAGUAGCUCGUCUAAGAACUCCACAGAACCGUAUUAAAGGUGUUUCUAGAGAAGCCUGGGCGAACCACGUGACUGAGGUAGCCAUGGCAACCUACGGUCUCUCACAUACUAGAAACACCAAAGUCGGUAGUGAACUGGUUAGAGGUGUCUCUGGUGGUGAACGUAAGCGUGUUUCUAUUGCAGAGGUGACUAUUUGUGGGUCCAAGUUCCAAUGUUGGGAUAACGCUACUAGAGGGUUGGAUUCUGCUACUGCACUUGAGUUUGUACGUGCUUUGAAAACUCAGGCUGAUAUUACGAAUACUGCGGCUACCGUGGCCAUUUAUCAAUGUUCUCAGGAUGCUUACGAUCUAUUCGAUAAAGUCUGUGUGUUGAGUGAAGGAUAUCAAAUCUAUUUCGGACCUGCAAAGGAGGCUAAGAAGUAUUUCCAGGAUAUGGGUUACUACUGUCCUGAUAGACAAACUACGGCUGAUUUCUUGACGGCUGUGACAAGUCCCGCAGAGAGAAUUAUUAACGAAGAAUUCACCAAUAAACGUAUCGCUGUGCCUCAAACGGCAGCUGAAAUGUCCGAGUACUGGAGAAAUUCGCCAAAUUACAAACGUUUGCUCCAACAAAUUGACACUAAAAUGACUGAGAACGAUGAAGAUGAGCGCCAACGUAUCAAGGAUGCGCACGUAGCAAGACAGUCCAAGAGAGCUAGACCUUCUUCCCCAUACACUGUUAGUUACAUGAUGCAGGUGAAAUACUUGUUGAUUCGUAAUAUAUGGAGAAUUAAAAAUAGUUCCUCGAUCGCAUUGUUCCAAGUCAUCGGUAAUUCGGUGAUGGCUUUCAUUCUAGGUUCCAUGUUUUACAAGAUUAUGUUGAAGGAUACUACUGAUACCUUCUAUUUCCGUGGUGCCUCCAUGUUUUUUGCCAUUCUGUUCAAUGCAUUUUCUUCUUUACUGGAAAUUUUCUCUCUUUACGAGGCUAGACCUAUCACUGAGAAACACAGAACUUAUUCUCUGUAUCAUCCAAGUGCCGAUGCUUUCGCUUCGGUUCUUUCUGAGGUCCCCACUAAACUAAUCACCUCCGUCUGUUUCAACAUUAUCUUCUAUUUCUUGGUGAAUUUCAGAAGAAACGGUGGACGGUUUUUCUUUUACUUCCUGAUUAAUAUCAUCGCCACUUUCACCAUGUCUCAUCUUUUCAGAUGUGUUGGUUCCUUAACAAAGACUUUGACAGAAGCUAUGGUUCCCGCUGCCGUUUUACUGCUAGCUUUGGCCAUGUUCACAGGUUUUGCUAUCCCAGAAACAAAAAUGUUGGGUUGGUCUAAAUGGAUUUGGUACAUCAAUCCUCUUUCCUAUCUGUUCCAAUCUUUAAUGGUAAACGAGUUCCAUGGACGGAGAUUUGUUUGUACUACAUUCGUGCCUAGCGGUCCUGCCUACCAGAACAUUUCUGGUACAGAAAGGGUUUGUGGUGCUGUUGGUGCUGAACCAGGUGCUGAUUAUGUCCUUGGUGAUGCGUUCUUGAAGGUCAGUUACAACUACGUCAACGAACACAAAUGGCGUGGGUUUGGUAUCGGUCUUGGUUACGUGGUUUUCUUCCUAGCUGUUUACUUAUUUUUAUGUGAAGUUAAUCAAGGUGCGAAACAAAAGGGUGAAAUUCUGGUUUACCCAUUGAACGUGGUUCGCAGAUUAAAGAAAGAGCGUCAACUGCAUAGCAAAACUGCCGCUGGUGAUAUUGAGAAAGCUGGCGGCGAGGAUUCCGCUAUUUCCGACAGGAAGAUGUUGCAGGAGUCUUCUGAGUCCAGUUCAACUGACGAAGAAGGUGGAUUAAAUAAAUCUAAAGCUAUCUUUCAUUGGAGAAAUUUGUGCUACGAUAUCAAGAUCAAGAAGGAAGAUAGGCGUAUCUUAAACAACGUCGAUGGUUGGGUUAAACCUGGUACUUUGACCGCUCUAAUGGGUGCAUCUGGUGCUGGUAAAACUACUUUACUAGAUUGUUUGGCUGACAGAACCACAAUGGGUGUGAUCACCGGUGAAAUUUUCGUCAAUGGUAGAUUACGUGAUGAAUCGUUCCCAAGAACCAUUGGUUACUGUCAACAACAAGAUUUACAUCUAAAGACUUCCACUGUGAGGGAAUCUCUAAGAUUCUCUGCCUACUUGCGUCAACCUGCCAAGGUCUCCAUUGAGGAGAAAAAUAAGUAUGUUGAAGAAGUUAUCAAGAUUUUGGAAAUGGAACAUUAUGCCGAUGCUGUUGUUGGUGUUGCUGGUGAAGGUUUGAACGUCGAACAAAGAAAGAGAUUGACCAUCGGUGUUGAACUUGUCGCCAAGCCAGCACUUUUGGUUUUCUUAGAUGAGCCUACUUCUGGUUUGGAUUCGCAAACAGCCUGGUCCAUUUGUCAAUUGAUGAGAAAGUUGGCCAAUCAUGGUCAAGCAAUUUUGUGUACCAUUCAUCAACCUUCUGCCAUGUUAAUGCAAGAGUUUGAUCGUUUACUAUUCAUGCGUCGUGGUGGUGAAACGGUUUAUUUCGGAGAUUUGGGUGAGGGAUGUACAACCAUGAUCAACUAUUUCGAGAGUCACGGUUCGGGUAAAUGCCCACCAUCCGCAAACCCUGCGGAAUGGAUGCUGGAAGUUGUUGGUGCUGCCCCAGGUAGUCACGCUAACCAGGAUUAUCAUGAGGUUUGGAGAAAUUCUGAAGAGUACAAGGCUGUACAAGAAGAACUGGAUAGCAUGGAAAGAGAGCUACCCAAUACCACGGGCCAGCUCAUUGAUGAUGAUGAAAGGCACAAGGCAUAUGCUGCAUCAUUGAUGUAUCAGAUUAAGAUGGUCAGUGUCCGUUUGUUCGAACAGUACUACAGAUCUCCAGACUAUCUAUGGCCCAAGUUCUUUUUAACCAUUUUCAACAAUCUCUUCAUUGGUUUCACUUUUUUCAAAGCUGAUAGAUCAAUGCAGGGUAUGCAAAAUCAAAUGCUGUCCAUCUUCAUGUACACGGUUAUUUUCAACACUUUACUUCAACAAUACCUGCCUGCCUUCGUUCAACAAAGAGAUUUGUAUGAGGCAAGAGAACGUCCAUCAAGAGUUUUCUCCUGGAAAGCGUUCAUUACUUCGCAAAUUCUUGUGGAAGUACCAUGGAACAUACUGGCAGGGACGCUGGCUUUCCUGAUUUACUACUACCCUGUCGGUUUCUAUGCAAAUGCUUCGGCUGCAGGACAAUUACACGAGAGAGGUGCGCUUUUCUGGUUAUUCUCCAUUGCUUUCUACGUUUACAUUGGUUCAAUGGGUAUACUCUGUAUUUCAUUCAUGGACUUAGCUGCAUCAGCAGCCAAUUUAGCCUCUUUGCUGUUUACGAUGUCAUUGUCAUUCUGUGGUGUUUUGGCUACAUCACAAGCGAUGCCACGUUUCUGGAUUUUCAUGUACAGAGUUUCUCCGCUAACGUACUUUAUCGAUGCUCUAUUGGCUCUCGGUAUCGCUAACGUUAACGUUGAAUGUUCAGAUUACGAAUACUCUAAAUUUGCACCCGCUGGCGGUCAAACAUGUGGUGAAUACAUGGCUCCUUAUAUCCAGAUGGCUGGUACAGGUUACUUGGCAGAUCCUAUGGCUACUGACGAAUGUAGGUUCUGUCAAUUUUCGAAGACUAACGAUUUCUUAGCCACUGUCAGUUCUAAUUACGACAGAAGAUGGAGAAAUUAUGGUAUCUUCAUCUGCUAUAUCGCUUUCGACUAUAUUGCAGCUGUCUUCCUCUACUGGCUCUCCAGAGAACCAAAGAAGACUAAGCUUGGUAAGAAAAAGCAACAAUAG